UGAGAGUUGCCUCAGACGGUACCGAGGACAAAUACAGCGUCAUUCUUCCGACUUACAACGAACGCGGAAAUUUACCAGUGAUCAUUUGGCUUUUGGCUAAAACCUUUAAAGAACAUGAUCUAGAUUGGGAGGUAGUAAUCGUCGAUGACGGGUCGCCGGAUGGUACUCAGGACGUUGCAAAACAGCUUGCAACCGUAUAUGGCACGGAACAUAUUGUUUUAAAGCCACGGCCUGGAAAGCUUGGUCUGGGGACUGCCUAUGUUCACGGGUUGCAAUAUGUCACCGGGAAUUUUGUUAUCUUAAUGGAUGCAGAUUUUUCCCAUCAUCCAAAGUUCAUUCCGGAAUUUAUAAGACUUCAGAAAAGCAACAAUUAUGAUAUUAUCACCGGAACGCGAUACGCUGGCAAUGGUGGUGUAUAUGGAUGGAACCUCAAACGUAAAAUAAUAAGUCGAGGUGCAAAUUUUCUUGCCUCAACGCUCCUUCGCCCUGGUGUAAGUGAUCUAACUGGCAGUUUCAGACUAUAUAAAAAGGAAGUAUUAGCAAAAAUUAUGUCCGUAGUAAUCUCAAAAGGUUAUGUAUUCCAAAUGGAAAUGAUGGUUCGUGCACGUCAAUUUGGAUAUACAAUCGGAGAAGUUCCUAUUACAUUUGUUGAUCGUGUUUAUGGAGAAAGUAAAAUGGGUGCUAAUGAGAUUGUUCAGUUUGCAAAAGGCGUUUGGCAAUUG
Molecule: messenger RNA, 722 nt
Organism: Racocetra persica
Lineage: Eukaryota; Fungi; Glomeromycota; Glomeromycetes; Diversisporales; Gigasporaceae
Source: the annotation of a GenBank genome assembly